UACAGUUUCAUUCCGAGUUCGUACUCCUUAACGGUCAGUAUAAGGACUGUGAGGAACCGUCAGUACAAAGUCAAACUGCAAUUGCAUGUGUUAUUGUCAGUAUUUAUUUUAUUGUUCCGAAGUUUACUGCAACUCUGAAAAAUCAAUUAAAAUGGUUCAGUUAUUUUAAAUGAUGAAUUUGAGUGAGUUUUAGAAUCUGCUCUUUUAGUCAUGAAGUAUAAACAGUUCGAUUUGAGCGAGAAUCCCCUGGGGAAUCAGCAGGACGUCAUGAAGGUUAAAGAGAGAAGGAAGAAAAAAGUUAAAGACGACAUUCUAAGGAAUGAAGCUUUCCUCGUCGACAAAGAUGGGGAAGACGACAUUCAAGUGGAAGAUGACGAGAUAAAUUUUGAAGAAAAUCUCGGGAACAUUCUCAAAGCUGGUGAACCCAAAAGAACCGGUCCUGGCGAUGUGUACGGUAAGGUUCGAGGGAAUUCUCUCGGCCGCGGCCUGGACGAAUUGGAUUUCUCGGACGACGAUGCCACCCCUCUCACAGAACCUAUUUACAACGGAAGUCAACGGAGCUAUAUGGAGCAGAAGGGAUGGGAUGUUUUCAGAGAUCUCCCCCCGGAGCAAGAUUCAAGCUCCGAGGUGUCGAAGAAGUGGUUGGGGAUCACGGUCAAGAUCUUGAAGGUGGUGGCCUACAUGUUCACCUUCAUCGUAGUUCUAGUGUGCGGCGUGGUGACAAAGGGAACUACGCUUUUUAUGACAAGUCAGCUGUCGUUGGGCCGGUCCUAUCCUUACUGUAAUCACAAGAUUGCGCGCCAAUAUAAUUAUGUGGCAAAAAUCUCCACUGAAGAACGUGUUGCUUGGACCUGGUGCCUAUUCUUUGCUUUCCUUGUCCCAGAAAUAGGAACCCUGAUUCGAUCGAGUAGGAUCUGUAUCUUUAAAUCCUGCCGGAGGUCGUCCUUCUCCGACUUCCUGGUAGUGUGGGUGUUUGAAUCCCUCCACGUGGUUGGGCUGGCUCUACUCUUCUUCGUAGUGCUACCUGACCUUGAUGUUGUCAAGGGGGCGAUGCUGACGAAUUGUGUUGCCUUUAUUCCUGCAAUUCUAGCACUGGGAUCCCGGCACCAAAAGGAGUCCCGCAGAGCACUGAAGACGGUGAUGGAUAUUAUAGCCAUUGCAGCUCAGGCCACUGGGUUCUUCAUGUGGCCAAUGGUAGAGGGGAACAAUGGCAACUUCUCAACCUGGACAGUACCAAUUGCAAUCUUUUUAGUCUCAGCAGGAUGGUGGGAGAACUUUGUUGACCGGCGCUCUCCCCUUGCUCCCAUUAAAACUCUUGGGAAGCUAAAAGAUAGAUUGAAGAAAACAAGAUAUUUUGUCUACUCUUUCAUCUCUGCAUGGAAGAUGGCUCUGUUUUUCUCUGCUAUGCUUCUGUUCCUACACCUCAACGGGUCCCCCAUUGGACCCCUGUUCUCUAAGUUCCAGGAUGGGUUUGGAGUUCAUAAGAACAAUGUUACCCGAGUUCUGGACCAGUCUGCUGUACUUGUUGAUGUUCCUUAUCAGGAGCAAUUGGAGGAGAUCAUUAAGAUAGAGUCCUGGAAACACAGUCCAUUUCAUGUCCUUCUGAUACAAGUGGUUGCAGCCUACUUAGCCUACAUCUUUGGCAAGUUUGCUUGUAAAAUCUGCAUUCAGGGAUUCUCCUUUGCAUUCCCUGUCAACCUAACCAUUCCUGUAGCUAUAUCCCUUCUCAUUUCUGCAUGUGGACUCAGAACUGCAGAUCCCUGUUUCUUCCAGAACACAAUACCUGACUACCUGUACUGGCAGUGCCCUAAGGGAGAUUUUCUUGAUAACUUUAUUUCUCAAGAGCAUGCUUGGAUCUGGUUGAUAUGGCUUCUUUCACAAACAUGGAUAACCCUGCAUAUCUGGUCCCCACAGUGUGAGAGAUUGGCAUCAACAGAGAAGUUGUUUGUUACACCCAUGUACUGUGGUUUAUUGAUUGAUCAAUCUCUAUGCCUCAACAGACGCAGAGAUGAUGAAGGGGAAGUGAAGACAGAAGAACUUGAGUUGGAUAGGGUUGGAAUGGAGGAUAAUGAUAUAUCUCAGUAUUAUGAAACUAUUUCAAUACACACAGAGUCAAGUCAACCAUCCAAUACAAAAACCAAAACUAGUGAUAGCAUCACUCGUAUCUAUGCUUGUGCUACUAUGUGGCAUGAGACCAAGAGUGAGAUGAUGGAGAUGAUGAAAUCACUAUUUAGAAUGGAUGAAGACCAAAGUGCAAGGAGGGUGGCUCAAAAGUACCUUAAGGUUGUAGACCCUGACUAUUAUGAGUUUGAGACCCAUAUCUACUUCGAUGAUGCUUUUGAACUUUCUGAUGUCAGUGAUGACUGGAAUCAAGUAAAUCAGUUUGUACGGGAUUUUGUUGCCUGUGUUGAUGAGGCUGGAUCCUAUAUCCACAUGACCAACAUUCGUCUACGCCCACCAAAGAAAGUUCCCACUCCGUAUGGAGGCCGACUUAUCUACACUUUACCAGGAAAAACUAAGAUGAUUGUGCAUUUGAAGGACAAAUCUAAGAUUAGACAUAAGAAGCGUUGGUCUCAGUGCAUGUACAUGUACUACCUCCUCGGACACAAGCUUAUGGAACUCCCCAUCUCCGUAGAUAGAAAAGAGAUCCUGGCUGAAAACACCUACUUACUAACCUUAGAUGGAGACAUUGAUUUCCAACCGGAUGCUGUUACCCUACUUGUUGACUUGAUGAAGAAAAAUAAGAUGCUUGGAGCUGCUUGUGGGCGUAUUCACCCUGUCGGUUCUGGUCCUAUGGUCUGGUAUCAGCUCUUUGAGUACGCUAUUGGUCAUUGGCUGCAAAAGGCAACUGAACAUAUGAUUGGAUGUGUUAUGUGCUCGCCAGGAUGUUUCUCCCUUUUCAGAGCUAAGGCACUAAUGGAUGACAAUGUGAUGAAGAAAUAUACUACCAAGUCUGAGGAGCCCCGCCACUAUGUGCAGUAUGAUCAAGGUGAAGACAGAUGGCUCUGUACUCUGUUAUUGCAGAGAGGAUAUAGGGUGGAGUACUCAGCUGCUAGUGAUGCCUACACCCACUGUCCUGAAGGGUUUAGUGAGUUUUUCAAUCAACGUAGACGCUGGGUGCCUUCAACAAUAGCCAACAUUUUUGACCUUCUGAUGGAUUACAAGAAAACAGUUAAGAUAAACGACAAUAUCUCAUUACCCUAUAUAUGGUAUCAAGCUAUGUUAAUGAUGGGAACUGUGAUUGGACCCGGAACCAUAUUUCUUAUGUUGGUAGGAGCAUUUGUCGCUGCUUUCAAGAUAGGAAACUGGCAAUCUUUUCAGUACAACCUAAUCCCGAUUGUGAUCUAUGUCGCUGUAUGUCUCCUGUGUGAAGCUAAAUGGCAGCUUCUGUUAUCCCAGUUCUUGUCCACAUUCUAUGCCCUAAUAAUGAUGGCUGUGAUAGUGGGAACUGCGUUGCAGUUGGGAGAGGAUGGACUUGGAUCUCCAUCUGCUAUCUUCUUGAUUGCAAUGGUGGGAUCAUUCUUCAUAGCAGCUUGCCUCCAUCCUCAGGAGUUCUGGUGUGUUGUGCCUGGUCUUAUCUACCUCCUCUGCAUCCCAUCUAUGUACUUGCUCCUCAUCAUCUACAGUAUCACCAACCUUAAUGUUGUCUCCUGGGGAACAAGGGAGGUUGCUGUUAAGAAAACUAAAAAGGAACUUGCCGAGGAACGGAAAGAAGCUGCUGCAAGUGCUAAGAAGUCAAAGAAGGAAGGAAUCUGGGGACUGAUCAAGGGAGCUGAUGCCGAGGGGGAUGAUGAGGGUGGAGUGGAUAUCUCCCUUGGUAAUGUCAUGAGAGUCAUGCUGUUCACCCACAAGAAGGAGUCCCAGGACAGGGAGCAGUUGAUCAGGAUUGCAGAUACCUUGGACAACUUAACAAAACGUCUAGACCACAUAGAGAAUGUUAUUGACCCACACAGCACAUCUGGACCCAAGCAGAGAAGAAAAAGCUCAAGGAUGUCUCUACGUGGGGACCCUAUGAACGCUGUGUCAGAGGGUGGGGAAAGUAUGGAUAUGGAUACUGAAGAAGAUGCAUCCCAGACUACUGAGCCUAAGGAGGAGAGAGAUGAUCUGAUAAACCCGUUCUGGAUUGAGGAUCGGGAUCUCGGCCGAGGAGAGGUUGAUUAUCUCUCCGGAGCAGAGAUCACGUUCUGGAAAGAUUUGAUUGAGAAAUAUCUGCAUCCUCUGGAUGCUGACAAAGCGAAACAGGAAAAAUUGACCGCUGGCCUGAAGGAGCUGAGAAACCAGUCUGUGUUCUUCUUCUCCGUGUUCAACGCGUUGUUCGUGUUGAUCGUGUUCAUGUUGACACUCAACAAGGAUAUCCUCUACAUCAAGUGGCCCUGGGGCGCCAAGGAGAAUAUUACACUAACUGAAGAUGGUCAGCUGUUGGUUCACACUGAAUACCUUCACCUGGAGCCGAUUGGUAUCGUUCUAGUUUUCUUCUUCUUCGCUAUUGUCGUGAUUCAGUUUAUUGCUAUGCUGUUCCAUAGGUUUGGUACAAUUUCUCAUAUUCUGGCCUCCACUGACCUAAACUGCUGUGAAGCUAAGGAGGAUGUUCUCUCUGAUGAGGCCUUGAUAGAGAAGAAUGCAGUUGAGAUUGUGAAACAAAUGCAGAGAUUGAAGGGACUGGACGAUGAAUAUGAUAGUGAUAGUGCCGCCAGUAAUAGGCUUCAAACUAGGAGAACGAUUCACAAUCUAGAGCGCACUCGACAGAAGAAGCGCGCGAUUGGAACCCUGGACGUUGCGUUCAAGAAGCGAUUCUUUGCGCUAUCAGGGGAGGAAGAUCCGCUAAUCAACAAUGAGCACAAAGUUAACCAAACUCCUAUCCUGGGUGCAAAGCAUCAUCCAAUGCGUAGAGAAACUAUUAAAGCUCUAGAACACGCCAGGGACAAUCUUAUCAGUGAACGUAAGCAGUCUAAGAUGCAAACCCUGGGUGCAUCUAACCCGCACAACAACAACAAGGAGAAACAUAGACCAGGGACUAGGAUUACAGGGGAGACUGUAGAAAGGGUCUUCACGCCUAAUGGAGGGUUGGAUAAUCAGGGAUUUGAAGGAGGGCCGUCCAGUAAUACAGACGACGAUUCCUCGUCAACAACCAGGAACUCAAACCGUUUACCCACAUAUAGGAUUCCAGAUAGAAACCUAUCCUCCUCAGACCAGGGUAUCAGCAGUUCCAGUGCUACAAGCAAGAUGUGAUAUUAGAAUCAGUGUUUAUCAUUUUAAAUCAUUUUAAUAAUUAUCCUGUGAUUUUAACCAGUUCCAAUACUGCCCCUUGCCAGUCGUCUUCAUUUAAUGAAUUUCUCGGGUUUUAAAAUUUAAACCUGAUGUGUAACUGUAUACUUGUUAAAUGUACUCUACCGGAUUUUACCAAUUCCAGCGCUGCCGCUUUCCAGUCGUUUUCAUCUUAUGAAUUUCCCGCGUUUUUUCUAAAAAAGCUUUUUGUACUGUUCACGUGUUCAGUGUACUGUACUAGUUUCGACCACGUAUUUGUUUUACUCGAAUUAAUUUUAGUCAAAUUGUAACUUUUAAACACUAUGUGGAAUUUUAUACAUAUUGUAGUCAUGUAUUUUAGUAUAUAAUAAUUAUAACAAUGAUAAUAAUUGUUUAUUAUUUUUAUUGCUAUAUCUUACAAUCGCCGCUCAAUUAUGCCAUUUCAUCAGGGCCUCUUCUGAUGAAUGAAGUCAACAAGCUAGUAAAUGAAGGAUACAAAUGUGGUGAAUUAAUGAAUGUUUUAAAACUUAACUAUAAACUUGUAUGUAAGAAUGAAUGAAGUCAACAAGCUAGUAAAUAAAGGAUACAAAUGUGGUGAAUUAA
Messenger RNA from Eurytemora carolleeae, 5847 nucleotides. RefSeq lists its product as uncharacterized. Gene Ontology annotation, cellular component: cell septum; cell periphery. The transcript is spliced from 19 exons. NCBI's taxonomy places the organism in Eukaryota, Metazoa, Arthropoda, Copepoda, Calanoida, Temoridae. Gene Ontology annotation, molecular function: chitin synthase activity. The coding region runs from base 211 to 5229 and encodes 1672 amino acids. The record is from RefSeq and is a predicted model, not a curated record.